Rhinocladiella mackenziei CBS 650.93 is the source of this 396-nucleotide messenger RNA. RefSeq lists its product as uncharacterized. The record is from RefSeq and is a predicted model, not a curated record. The transcript has a single exon. The coding region runs from base 1 to 396 and encodes 131 amino acids. Lineage: Eukaryota; Fungi; Ascomycota; Eurotiomycetes; Chaetothyriales; Herpotrichiellaceae.
AUGGACAUCCUCUCCUCCCUCCCGUCCUUACAAUACCUCGUCGCGUACUUCAUCCCAGUUAUGCUGCUGGGGGUUUUCGUCGGUUCUCUGGUCAGCCCUCGCAGCCUCACAGCCGCGGCGUGCUUUCCGCAACCGGUCGACAAGCCGAUGGAUACAUUCUUUUACCUUUUUGCCGUACGAGAACAUUGCCUGGGGCUUGCUCUACUGAUCCUUGAGGCCUGCGAUGAGUGGCGGGCGGCGGUGGUCUUGCUGGCUUGUAUUGGUAUCAACGGUACUGGCGACUUCCUGCUUGCAGGAUCUUUGGGGACAGGAUGGUGGCCUUCCUUUACGACCCAUGGCAUUCCCACUCUGGUCGGAUAUUGGGCAGUUUGGAAGCUAUGGCAGGAACAUUGGUGA